Molecule: messenger RNA, 1203 nt
Organism: Hevea brasiliensis (rubber tree)
Lineage: Eukaryota; Viridiplantae; Streptophyta; Magnoliopsida; Malpighiales; Euphorbiaceae
Product: probable terpene synthase 3
Exons: 6
Coding region: 1-1203 (400 amino acids)
Molecular function (GO): terpene synthase activity; RNA-DNA hybrid ribonuclease activity; nucleic acid binding
Source: RefSeq, a predicted model, not a curated record
AUGGCAACCCAAUUUGGUUCUCCUCUUGCUGACCAAGUUAGCCAUGCCUUGAGGUGGCCUAUACGCAGACGGGUACCAAGGAAAGGGUCAAGGGGUCAUUUCUCUAUUUACCAGCUAGGCGAGACACAUAUUGAACCUUCACUGAAGCUGGCAAAGUUGGAUUACAAUAUAGGGCAAACGAUGCAUCAAAAAGACAUGAGCAGCGUCACAAAGUGGUGGAGAGAUCUGGACUUCACAGCAAAACGACCUUUCGCUCGAGACAAAGUGAUCGAAAGCUCUCUCUGGGCAUUAGGAACGUUUUCUGAGCCACAACAUAUUUUUGCCAGAAAAGUAUUGUCUAAAGCUGUUACUAUGUUGUCUGUUAUGGAUGAUAUCUAUAUGUGCAUAGUACAAUUGAAGAACUUGAGCUUUUCACCGAAGUGGGAUAUUAGCAUGAAAGAUGAACUUCCGGAUUACGUGAAGGUGUAUUUUGAAGCUUUUUUAGAUUUCUAUGCUGAAAUAGAGGCAAUAACUGUUGAGGCAGCGAAGAAGCAAGUGAGAGCCUAUGUCACUGAAGCAAGGUGGUUCAAUAGUGAUUAUGUGCCAACACUAGAAGAAUAUCGUUCUGCUGCUGUGACCAGCACUGGUUACCCUAUCUUGGUAUCCUUAUCCUUCUGUGGGAUGGGGGAAGUGGCAUCAAAAGAGGCCUUUGAUUGGCUUUCCACUGAACCUAAACUUCUAUAUGCUGCAUCAGGUCUUUCCAGGCUCAUAGAUGACCUCAGGUCCCAUGAGAAGGAGCUUUUGGAUUAUGGUUUAUAUAGAUGGAAAGUGACAUAUACUUGUUGGAAUCUUGCAAUACAGGAAGGAGAACGGUUGACCGGUUUUGUGGCCAAUUUUGCGAGAGGUUUGGUGGAAGAAGCUGAAUUGAAGGCUCUGUACGAGGGUAUUAAGAUGGCACAGGGGAUGGGUUUUAGGAGGGUUGUUGUUGAAAGUGGCAAUAAGAAUGUUGUUAAAGUUGUGAAUUCUAGUAAAGGUUUUUCAGCAUGGGAGAUGGGUUUUAGGAGGAUUGUUGUUGAAAGUGGCAAUAAGAAUGUUGUUAAAGCUGUGAAUUCUUGUAAAGGCUAUUUAGUUGCGUUGCAGUUCGACUUUGAUGAUGGCCAGGAAGCUAAUAAAGAAAAAGUAGGAAGUUUUUGGAAAAUAUUCUUAGGGAAGCCAGCUUCGUGA